CGACGGUUGAUGAUGUGAGGACCCGCGCUCGCCGUUUCAGCGACGGUAGAAGGGAGUUAAGAAGGCAUUGAGGUCCUGGUGUGGGAAGUUAGGGUGCCUCCAGACAGAGAUAGAUCUGGCAGUCAGGUCAUAAUUUCAGGAUGCCAGGGCGUUCAACUUCAAGUUCAGGUUCAGCUGGUUUCAUGUCCUUCAGCGGUGUAGAGUCUGCUCUCUCCUCCUUGAAAGGCUUCCAGUCCUGUAUCAGCUCUGGAAUGGACACAGCUUCUAGAGUUGCUUUGGAUCUUGUGGAAACUCAGACUGAAGUGAGUAGUGAAUAUAGUAUGGACAAGGCAAUGGUUGAAUUUGCCAUAAUGGAUCGAGAACUAAACCAUUAUGUAAAGGCUGUUCAAUAUGCAAUAAAUCAUAUAAAAGAAGAACGUCCAGAAAAAAUACCAGAUUUAAAAUUGUUAGUGGAGAAGAAAUUUUCGGCUUUACAGAGUAAGAAUUCUGACGCAGACUUUCAAAAUAAUGAAAAAUUUGUACAAUUUAAACAACAGCUGAAAGACCUAAAGAAGCAAUAUGGUCUUCAAGCAGACAGAGAGGCAGACGGAACAGAAGGAGCGGAUGAAGAUAUGAUUGUGACUCAAAGUCAGACCAACUUCAUAUGCCCCAUUACACAGUUGGAAAUGAAGAAGCCAGUGAAAAAUAAAGUGUGUGGUCACACCUAUGAAGAGGAAGCCAUUGUUCGCAUGAUUGAAUCCAAGCACAAGCGGAAGAAAAAGGCCUGCUGCCCUAAGAUUGGCUGUGGCCACACAGAUGUGAGAAUGUCAGACCUCAUUCAGGAUGAAGCACUUAGGAGGGCGAUUGAGAGCCAUAACAAGAAGAGAAAUCAUCACUCAGAAUAGGAAGAAGCCACCCGUCCUCAGGGAAGCAGCAGCCUACCUCCUACCCCAGCCGUCUGUCGAGAGCGAUGCUGAUCAAAGCAGUUAGGGACUGGCUGCAAAACAUACUUUGUUUGGGGUAAACCUGAGUGUUUUAAGGAUGAUUAACAGCAUUUUUCUAAGUUACACAAAAAUUCAAGCACAUUAUAUUGUUUAUUUUUAAAUGUUGUGUCAUUUUAAAUAAAACUUUGAAUAUCUGCAAUGUGUCUUGCUUGUGCUCCUCUCAAU
Messenger RNA from Choloepus didactylus (southern two-toed sloth), 1148 nucleotides. It is a transcript of the gene NSMCE2, whose product is annotated as NSE2 (MMS21) homolog, SMC5-SMC6 complex SUMO ligase. Gene Ontology annotation, cellular component: nucleus; Smc5-Smc6 complex. The record is from RefSeq and is a predicted model, not a curated record. NCBI's taxonomy places the organism in Eukaryota, Metazoa, Chordata, Mammalia, Pilosa, Megalonychidae. The transcript has 7 exons. Gene Ontology annotation, molecular function: SUMO ligase activity; zinc ion binding; ubiquitin-protein transferase activity. Gene Ontology annotation, biological process: protein sumoylation; double-strand break repair via homologous recombination; protein ubiquitination. Bases 141 to 884 code for a protein of 247 amino acids.